Molecule: messenger RNA, 507 nt
Organism: Andrographis paniculata
Lineage: Eukaryota; Viridiplantae; Streptophyta; Magnoliopsida; Lamiales; Acanthaceae
Product: major strawberry allergen Fra a 1-3-like
Exons: 2
Coding region: 1-507 (168 amino acids)
Biological process (GO): defense response; abscisic acid-activated signaling pathway
Cellular component (GO): nucleus; cytoplasm
Molecular function (GO): signaling receptor activity; abscisic acid binding; protein phosphatase inhibitor activity
Source: RefSeq, a predicted model, not a curated record
AUGGCAUCGGAAUUGAUUUACAAGGAAGAAAUAAACAUGGCAGUCCCGGCGCACAGGGUUUGGAAGGGAAUUGUCCUCGAUAGCGAGAACAUCAUUCGCGAAAUCAUGCCCGAAGCCAUCAAAAGCAUACAAGUCCUCGAGGGAGAUGGCCGUGGUGUUGGAACUAUCCAAAUCGUCCAUUUUGGUGAAGUGAGUCCCAUGAAGACCUCGAAGCAGCGAAUCGACGUGAUAGACGAAGAGAAUUACAUAUUCCAAUACACGGUACUGGAAAUCGAGGAUUUCGAUGGGCUAGUGGACUCAGUCAAAAAAGUUAUAAAGAUCGAACCGGGAAGUCAUCCGGAGGGGAGAUCAACGGUGUAUAAGUACACCAACACAUACUACACCAAAGGGGAGCAACAUCACAGCGCAAUCAAAGACCGGAUCAAAGACAUUGCCAAGAAGAGCGAGACAGCCUUCUUUAAAGCGGCCGAGAACUACCUCUUAUCACAUCCCGAUAAAUACAAUUGA